AUGGAUGACAACUCGUUCGACGGGAAUCCGGGUCCGAUUCAGCCGGGAAAUGGACAGCAGAUGCCUACCGGGAAUGUGCGACCGAUUCCGCAGCAGCAACAGUUCAGAAAUCCGCCUCCAGCCGGACAAGUGGACCCGUACCUGCUAUGGUUUCAGCAGCAGCAGCAGGGUUAUGUCACGGACCUUUUUCGGCAGCAGCAGGAGGUGAUAAGGCAGCAGCAGGAGGUUAUGCAGCAACAACAGCAAGCGUUUAUGGCCCAGCAGGAGCAGCUGAUUCGCAGUAUAAUGACAUCGAUCCAGGUGCAGGUCCCAGCAAAUCCGGAAGCUGUUUUAGAUUCCUUGGCGAACAAUAUCAAGGAGUUCAGAUACGAUCCCGACAGCAAUGUUACGUUCGCUGCGUGGUAUAGUCGAUAUGAGGACUUGUUCGCGAAGGAUGCCAACCGACUCGACGGAGGAGCAAAAGUGCGCUUGCUGAUGCGAAAGCUGGGGAUGUCGGAGCACGAAAGAUAUAUCAGCUUUAUUCUGCCAAAGGCACCGAAAGAUUUUGACUUUGCGGUGACGGUAAAAAAGUUGACCAGCUUGUUCGGUGCUGCCGAAUCUGUGAUUAGCCGGAGGUAUCGUUGCCUGCAAAUCGUCAAGCAGCCACAGGAGGAUUAUGUGACGUAUGCAUGCCGCAUUAACAAAUCGUGCGUCGAGUUCGAGCUGUCCAAGCUAUCGGAGGAGCAGUUCAAGUGCCUCGUAUUCGUGUGUGGCUUGAAGUCGGACAAAGAUGCAGAUGUGCGGAUGCGGCUGUUGUCGAAGAUUGAGGAGCGGAAUGAUGUUACGCUGGAACAGCUGUCGGAAGAGUGUCAACGUUUGUUGAACUUGCGGCACGAUACUGCGAUGAUUGAGGAGAACUCAAUGUCUGUGAAAGCCUUGAAGACGAAGCAGUACCGUUUCAAGGGAACCUCGCCGUCGAAGUUCAACCAGUCCGGCAGUGAGAAGGGUAGUUGGAGAGCGAGCAGCGGGAAGACUAGUCCGGAAACAGCUUGUUGGCUAUGCGGUGGCAUGCAUUACGCCAGGGAGUGCACGUACAAAAGCCAUAAGGGCAGCGAUUGCAGCCAGGUAGGCCAUAAGGAUGGCUACUGUCGGAGUGCAGCGAAGGUAAAAUUCAGGCGACGGAAGCCCAAUGUUGCAGCGGCCAAGGUAGUGACUGUGAAUUCGUGCAGUGUGCAGGAGCGUCGAAAGUACGUGCCGGUUGGAAUCAAUGGAUUACCGGUGCGUAUGCAAAUCGAUACGGGGUCUGACAUCACGAUAAUUUCGUCGGAUACCUGGUGCAAGAUUGGCAGCCCUUCAACGUCUGCGUCGACGAUCAUCGCAAAGACAGCCAGUGGUAGGCCAUUGCAGAUUGAAGGUGAGUUUUCUUGUUAUCUUUCCAUUGAUCGGCGAGUGUUGCGUGGCUUGAUUCGGGUCACCAAGGAACAGUUACACCUGUUGGGUUCUGACACGAUUGAUGCUUUCUGA
Messenger RNA from Ochlerotatus camptorhynchus, 1503 nucleotides. RefSeq lists its product as uncharacterized. Gene Ontology annotation, molecular function: aspartic-type endopeptidase activity. NCBI's taxonomy places the organism in Eukaryota, Metazoa, Arthropoda, Insecta, Diptera, Culicidae. The transcript has a single exon. Bases 1 to 1503 code for a protein of 500 amino acids. The record is from RefSeq and is a predicted model, not a curated record. Gene Ontology annotation, biological process: proteolysis.